This is a messenger RNA of Anopheles moucheti, 512 nucleotides long. RefSeq names its product SRA stem-loop-interacting RNA-binding protein, mitochondrial-like. Lineage: Eukaryota; Metazoa; Arthropoda; Insecta; Diptera; Culicidae. Gene Ontology annotation, molecular function: RNA binding. The record is from RefSeq and is a predicted model, not a curated record. The transcript is spliced from 2 exons. Bases 122 to 379 code for a protein of 85 amino acids.
GCCUGCAGACGGUUCCCAUAGGCGAACACACGAUCAAAGCAAGCAGCAUUUAGCGUGUUCGCAAUAACCACAAUAUCUUCAUCCUACCAUCCGUUGUUACGUCGGUAAUAGCUCCGGCGGUAUGUCUAGUGCCAGUGCCCGUUCGCUAAAAAUCUUCGUCGGCAAUAUCGCUUGGACGGUGGGGCACCGGGAGUUGCGUAAUUAUUUCAGCCAGUUCGGCAAGGUGUCGUGGGCCCAAGUGGUAUUCGAUCGGAAGUCAGGACUAUCGAAAGGGUACGGUUUCGUGGCGUUUCAGAAAAAGACCGCACUGGACAACUUGGAACGGAACCAGAAGCACGUGCUGGACAACACGCCCAUCUUUUUCCAGCAGACGGAUUAGUUAGCUGCAGAUGUCCGUAGUGUUAGCCGGUUAGGGCAUCCGUAGUUAUAGUAGGAUUGUAGGAUAUGUGUUAGGAGUUCAAACGGGCGUCAUUUAAGGCUCUUCGAUAUGGCAGACCUUACGGAAGAGGUAA